UGUAGAUGUAUUCAUUAAUAAUACAAUUAGACCAUUAGGUCACACCAUACUCGCAUGCGCCGCAUUGCACUGUCACUUUAGGUGACACAAAUGUGUUCGCCAUUUGGUGCGAAACGAUGCAAUUAAAAUACUAGACCCUGAUUAUGUAGGUACAUCAAGUAAACGAUAAAGUAUAACUAUAAUAGUAAGGCAUCAUUCCUUAACAGUGAGGACUUGAAGCAACAUAUUAUAAAUACAUCAUUAGUGUAUGUAUAUACAAGUUAACAAUGAAUACUUUAUUGAUAGGAUUAAGUUUUUCGCUGAUAUGUUAUUUAAACGGGCACGAAGAAAAAAAACCACAUUAUUGGAGCAAAGCAAGUAUGGAUUUAGAAGCAUUGCCGUUAGAAAAACUGCUAGAAAUGAAAAAAGAACUUCGGAUAAAAGAUGAACAUUCUAUUCGACGGACAGACGAUGAGGAGGCGGCGGCGGCUACGGCGGAAGAGGACGCACCGAACGCUAUGGCCUUGCGGAGGACCGCGGAUGUUCUGCACUCGUCGGCGGCGGGCAGUUCGAUGCAGACAGCCUUUCAGAUGUCCCUUACCGUCCUGUCGUUCCUGGCGUUCGGUGGCUACUUGAUCAGUCUGGUCGCGCAGAACAUGCGCAGAACGUCGCAGUCGCUCGACGGCGCCACGGCGCCGCACCCGCUCAAGGCAGUGGUGGUCAACCGGAACAAACGGCCCGGCCUCUUACUCCGACCGUCAGGCCCUACUACCACGGUCAGCUUCGGCCGGCGCAAGCGGAGCCGGAGGUUCCCGCGAACCACGUUGGUCUGUUCUGAGUAG
This is a messenger RNA of Myzus persicae (green peach aphid), 821 nucleotides long. RefSeq lists its product as uncharacterized. The record is from RefSeq and is a predicted model, not a curated record. The coding region runs from base 267 to 821 and encodes 184 amino acids. NCBI's taxonomy places the organism in Eukaryota, Metazoa, Arthropoda, Insecta, Hemiptera, Aphididae. The transcript is spliced from 2 exons.